Molecule: messenger RNA, 1025 nt
Organism: Capsaspora owczarzaki ATCC 30864
Lineage: Eukaryota; Filasterea; Ministeriida; Capsasporidae
Product: isoprenylcysteine carboxyl methyltransferase
Exons: 3
Coding region: 57-773 (238 amino acids)
Biological process (GO): C-terminal protein methylation
Cellular component (GO): membrane
Molecular function (GO): protein C-terminal S-isoprenylcysteine carboxyl O-methyltransferase activity
Source: RefSeq, a predicted model, not a curated record
GACCUCGUCCUCAGUCUUUGUUGUUGUUGUUGUGAUUUGCAAUCUUACAAACGCGAAUGCAUUGGCAAAUUUGCGCGGUCGUUUCGGUGCUUCUGGUUGUUGCCGCUUGUUCUGCAGCCUCAGCGCAGCAACCACACACAACAACAACAGCAACAACAACUUCAUCAUCAGCAUCAUCAUCAUCGUCGUCGUCGAGUAGCAGUUCAAGCUGGGUUUCGCUGAUCUCGCUCGUCAUGGUCGUCGUAUACUGGUUUGGCACCGAGCGUUACGCACGCCACAGCAGCUCCACCGCCAGAGCCGUCUCCGACAAGUCCACGCGCGCCAAUGUGAUUGUCCUCGUUCUCUGCACGUUCUUCCCGUUCGCUGGUGCGCUGGGCGUGUUUGCAUCGUUUGCGAUUUCGCUGCCUUCGAUCGCGAUCGUGCUCGUGUUUGCGAUUCAAGCAUUCGCAAUCUGGCUGCGUUUCCAUUCCAUGCAAUUGCUCGGCAUCUACUUUACACGCUCGCUCAAGGUGCAGGAGGGCCAGCGAGUGAUCACCGCAGGGCCGUAUGGCUACAUCCGGCACCCAGGCUACCUCGCGAACAUUCUCCUGUUCUUUUCGCAUGCGCUCGUGGUUUCUCAGAAUCUUGCCGUGUUUGCGAUCGUUGCCACGGUCAUGACGGCGCUCUGGACUGCGCGCAUCAUUCUCGAGGAGCGAAUGCUCGUGUCCGAGCUCGGUGCGCAGUAUGUCGACUACCAGCGCCGGACGAAGCGCAUCAUUCCGUUUGUCCUGUGAUGGGCAGUCGUGUGUGCGCGGCGAGCAGGAGCAAUGAGCGCGAUGAAGAGAGAGAGAGAGAGAGAGCGGUUUUUGUGCUUUUCGUUUGCGUCCUGUGCGCUGCGCUACUCUUUGCUUGUUUUCAUGCCAUUGCAGUUUUGUGCAUCACUUCACUUAACUUGCUUAAUCAUCAUUGUUUUUGUUUUCGUGAUUCAUAAUUUUGUUUUUUCCCGCCAAAAAACUUCCAAUAAUAAAAACACAAAAAAUCCAAAA